UAGUUUGUUUUUAAAAUUUAAUUUAAUUGUUUUGAUAAAUUUAUCAUUUGAAGCAUAAGUAAUUAUCACAUUUAUGUGACAUUAUUUUCAACUUUAAUUAGUUAUGACAGUUUUAUUUAAAUGCACACAUUUUUACGCAAGGUGAUAUGAAAUGAACUAAUAUUUCUUAGUAUUAGAUGACCAUUCAUGUUGGUGAUAAUGAGAAUACUUAUUCUUGUGUAACAUGUAAUAAGAGUUUUUCUUAGAAAAAUUUACUAGUUGCAACAAUUUUAUUUAAAUGCACACAUUUUUAUACAAGGUGAUAUGAAAUGAACUAAUAUUUCGAACUAUUAGGACUCAUUCAUGUUGGUGAGAAUACUUAUUCUUGUGUAAUAAGAGUUUUUCUUAGAAAAGUAAUACUGGUUAUUAACCUGAUUCUUGUAAUAAGAGUCUUUCACUGAGAAGUAAUGUGACGGAAUACAGUCAUGUUCAUACUGGUGUGAAGCCACAUUCUUGCAGCAUAUGCAAAAAGAGUUUUUCCCAUAGAAGUGACAUGACUAAACACUAUCCUGUUCAAAUGGCUGAGAAAUCAUUUAUCUGUAAUGUAUGUAAUAAGAGUUUUUCAAACAGAAGUAAUCUGACUAAUCACAGUUAUGUUCAUACUGGGGAGAAACCGUUUUCUUGUAGUAUAUGCAAUAAGAGUUUUUCACAACGAAUUAAUCUAACUACACACAAUCUUGUUCACACUGGAGGGAAGCCUUUUUCCUGUAGUAUAUGUAAUAAGAGUUUUUCACAAAGAAGAACUUUGACUAAACACAGUUAUAUUCAUACUGGUGAGAAACCUUAUUCUUGUUGUAUAUGUAUUAAGAGUUUUUCUUUUGAGAGUGGUCUGACUAAACACAGUCGUGUUCACACUGAUGAGAAUCCUUAUUCUUGUAGUAUAUGUAAUAAGAGUUUUUUAAACCGAAGUAAUCUGACUAAUCACAGUUAUGUUCAUACUGGUGAGAAGCCUUAUUCUUGUAGUAUAUGUAAUAAGAGUUUUUCACAAAGAAUUAAUCUAACUACCCACAAUCUUGUUCACACUGGUGAGAAACCUUUUUCCUGUAGUCUAUGUAAUAAGAGUUUUUCUAACAGAAGUAGUCUGACUAAUCACAGUUAUGUUCAUACUGGUGAGAAGCCUUAUUCUUGUAAUAUAUGUAAUAAGAGUUUUUCACAAAGAACUCAUCUGACUAAACACAGUAGUGUUCACACUGGUGAGGACCCUUUUUCUUGUAGUAUAUGUAACAAGAGUUUUUCACGAAUAAGUAAUCUAACUGAACACAGUCGUGUUCACACUGGUGAGAAACCUUAUUCUUGUAGUGUAUGUAAUAAGAGUUUUUCACGAAAAAGUAAUCUGACUAAACACAGUCGUGCUCACACUGGUGAGAAACCUUAUUCUUGUAGUGUAUGUAAUAAGAGUUUUUCACGAAAAAGUUAUCUGACUACACAUAGUCGUGUUCACACUGGUUAUAUAUGUAACAAGAGUUUUUCACGAAUAAGUAAUCUAACUGAACACAGUCGUGUUCACACUGGUGAGAAACCUUAUUCUUGUAGUGUAUGUAAUAAGAGUUUUUCACGAAAAAGUAAUCUGACUAAACACAGUCGUUCUCACACUGGUGAGAAACCUUAUUCUUGUAGUGUAUGUAAUAAGAGUUUUUCACUAAUAAGUAAUCUAACUGAACACAGUCGUGCUCACACUGGUGAGAAACCUUAUUCU
Molecule: messenger RNA, 1735 nt
Organism: Parasteatoda tepidariorum (common house spider)
Lineage: Eukaryota; Metazoa; Arthropoda; Arachnida; Araneae; Theridiidae
Source: RefSeq, a predicted model, not a curated record